GUUCUGUGAUUCUCUCUCUCCCUGGCGAAGACCAAAGCCCAUUUAACAUGUUUAACGCCAUUACAGUGACACUAGCCACUGACCAUCUCCUCCCCCUUCACCUCACCUACCACCGUUCAUCUCACCUACUGCUCCACCCUUCAACUCCUAUCUAACAUUUUACUCAAUAUUUAAUUACAUCAAUCAUGGACUCAGACCACCGGAGAGCUUUUCGUUGAUGUUCUAUAAUUAUAAAUCAACAUCAACGGCGGCCCCAACAAAUGUCAACAAUGGAGCCUUCCCAUACACAUUCCCCUCACAUUGCCGUCAUCCCAUCUGCCGGAAUGGGCCAUCUCACCCCUUUCCUCCGGCUAGCUUCGCUGCUUUUAUCUCGAAACUGUAGUGUCACUCUUCUCACUGCCAAAUCCACCGUCUCUAAUGCAGAAUCUCGUCACAUUUCUUUCUUCCUAGCUACUCACCCUCGAGUCAAGCAUCUUGAAUUCGAUCUCAUUCCUCCUCUUCAGUCCUCCAAUUCUUCUGCCCAAGAUCCUUUCUCUAUUCAAUAUAAUGCUAUUAGUCGUUCUGCCCAUCUUCUUCAUCCUCUGUUGUCUUCCUCGUCUCCGCCUCUCUCUGCCAUCUUCUCUGAUUUGCUGGUAGCUAAAACUGUUGCUUGUAUUUCUGCUGAUCUUCUUAUUCCCUACUACCUAGUUAUCACCUCCUCUGCUAGAUUUCUGUCUUUCAUGCUCUACCUUCCAGCUUUUGUGUCCAAUCCUGAUAAAUUCAGUAGUAACGCUGUUGAAGUAGAGAUUCCAGGCUCGAGUCCAUUGCCUAUAUCAAGUAUUCCUCUACCAUUCCUGAACCCAAAUCAUCUUCUUGCAGAAACUAUAUUAGCAAAUCUCGGAGUUGUCCCAGAAGCCAAAGGAAUUAUGGUCAACACUUUUGACUGGUUCGAAGCUGAAACAAUUGCUGCUCUAAACAAUGGUAUAGUUUUAAGCAAUCUCCCUUCAGUUCUACCUAUCGGACCAUUACAAGCUUAUGAGUUUGACAAGGACCAGAGCCAAUGCCUGCCAUGGCUUGAUGACCAACCAGAAAAAUCCGUAGUUUAUGUGAGCUUCGGAAGCAGGACGGCCAUGUCUAAUGAUCAAAUAAGAGAAUUGGGAUAUGGAUUAGACAAAAGUGGUUGUAGAUUCUUAUGGGUAGUUAAGACAAGCAAAGUUGACAAAGAAGAAAAAGAAAGUUUGGAAGAGCUACUGGGAGAGUCAUUUUUGGAAAGAAUAAAAAACAGGGGCAUGGUGGUGAAGGAGUGGGUGAAUCAGGACAAGAUUCUAGCUCAUCCUGCUAUUGGAGGGUUCAUCAGUCAUUGUGGAUGGAACUCUGUGACUGAAGCAGCUGAACGAGGAAUACCUAUAUUGGCAUGGCCUCUGCAUGGAGAUCAAGGGGUGAAUGCUGAACUUUUGCAGAAGGCAGGGCUGGGAAUAUGGGAGAAGACGUGGGGAAUGGGGAAUGAAAGGUUGGUGAAGCAGGAAAAGAUAGGUAAAAAGAUUGUGGAGCUGAUGGAUGAUGCAGAGCUCAGGAGCAGAGCCAGUAAAGUUGGGAGAGAAGCUAGGAAGGCUACUGAACUUGGAGGAAGCUCUGAUAAGGCUAUCAUGGGAAUCAUUGAAAAUUUAACUUGAAGCAUGUGUAAGCUUUUUACCCUUUCUCUUUUCUUGUAUCAAUUGGUUCUUCCAACUGAGUAAAAAAUUAGCAUUAG
Molecule: messenger RNA, 1729 nt
Organism: Manihot esculenta (cassava)
Lineage: Eukaryota; Viridiplantae; Streptophyta; Magnoliopsida; Malpighiales; Euphorbiaceae
Product: UDP-glycosyltransferase 708C1
Exons: 1
Coding region: 261-1652 (463 amino acids)
Molecular function (GO): UDP-glycosyltransferase activity
Source: RefSeq, a predicted model, not a curated record